AUGCCAUCGCCCGACGAAAGUGUCCAUCCUACCGCUACUGGUCUCGCCAAAGAGACUGUAGACAGACAUCAGAAAGAUGAAGAUCUAGUAUUAUGGAGCGGGUGGUUCUGCCCUUUCAACCAGAGAAUUUGGAUGGCCCUUGAGGAACGUAAGAUUGCAUACCAAUACCAUGAGGUCAACCCCUACAAGAAGGAGAAACAUUUCCUCAAUUUGAACCCUUUAGGAUUGGUACCUACGCUCGAGAUAAAAUCAACCGAUGGGCAAAGUAAGGCUCUUUACGAGUCCGAUGUAUUGGUCGAAUACCUCGAAGAUCUUUAUCCUGAAAGUAACGAGCACCCCUCAAUCUUCCCUAAAGAUACUUACGAGAAGAGUUGGGUCAGACUCAACGUCCAACAUAUCACAAAGAAAAUCAUCCCGGCAUAUUUCAAGCUACAGCAAUUUCAAGAUCCUUCCGAUCAAGAUUUAGCUCGAGAAGAGCUCUACAAAGGUCUACAAACAUUGACAGAAAGGGUCAAAGGACCUUAUUUCGCUGGGGAGCAAUUUACUGCUGUGGAUCUAUCGAUAGCACCGUUCGUAAGGAGAUUCUACAAUCUGGUCGAAUUCCGAGGAUUGGACGAAAGUAACGUUGGAGAUAAGUGGUUAAGUUAUAGGGAAAAAUUGAUGAAUCGAGAUUCACUCAAAAAUACCAGUUCCGAGGAUAAGUAUUAUACUGAGAUCUUAGAGAGAUAUCUCAAGAACGAAGCCCAAUCAGAAGUGGCCAAAGCUACCAGAGGCGGUCAAAGUCUACCCUGA
This is a messenger RNA of Kwoniella botswanensis, 792 nucleotides long. RefSeq lists its product as uncharacterized. The record is from RefSeq and is a predicted model, not a curated record. The transcript is spliced from 8 exons. The coding region runs from base 1 to 792 and encodes 263 amino acids. Lineage: Eukaryota; Fungi; Basidiomycota; Tremellomycetes; Tremellales; Cryptococcaceae. Gene Ontology annotation, cellular component: cytoplasm.